Messenger RNA from Spirometra erinaceieuropaei, 4045 nucleotides. The record is from the annotation of a GenBank genome assembly. NCBI's taxonomy places the organism in Eukaryota, Metazoa, Platyhelminthes, Cestoda, Diphyllobothriidea, Diphyllobothriidae.
AUGGAAUCCGUCCUCACUGACCUCCACACACAGCUAGGACGCAGUGGCCAACGCCGCACGGAACUCGCCACCCGCGGCCGUUUCUGGCGGCCACAACUACGUUUGUCAGUCCAGCACUUUUGCCAGUCCUGCGCCACAUUCGCCACGUUCAAACCGCCCUCCCGAUCACCCCGUGCCCCGCUAAAGCCUACGACUACCGGUUUCCUGGGCGAGCGUGUCGGCCUGGUCAUCCUGCGACCCUUGCCGAUCUCGGUGCGCGGAUUCGAGUACGUCCUGGUCAUGGUGGACUACUUCACUAAGUGGGCAGAAGCUGUACCACUCCUCCGCCAGGACGCGGCAUCUGUCGCAAACGCCAUUAGCCGCACUUGGAUUAGCCGGUGGGGCGCCCCUUUGUCACUCCAUUCAGACUGCGUCCCCAAUUCCCAGUCACAACUCCUACAAGAGGUCUGCGAGAUUACAGAGAUUAAAAAACUCGGACUACCCCGUAUCACCCCGAAGGCAACGACCUCGUGGAAAGAACCAACCGAACAUCACACAACCUCUUACUUGCAUUUUCACAGGACGGGCACGAACACGACUGGGACGCACACUUGCCUCCUAGCUUAUCGCGGAGCAGUACACUCGUCCAGGGGGUUCACCCCUCACUGCCUUUGAAGUGGCCGUGACCUACGCCUCCCAGCAGACAUUCGCUGCCCCCUACCUACGCCCGUCCCGUGCACACUACAUGAGUACGUCACUCACCUCCGAGGUGUCAUACGCUCAGGACAUAAUGCGGCACGUGUCGCGCCAGGAACAAUGACACAACAGAGGUCAACAGUCAUGCCUUAUGGACACAAAGAAACGACACAGAAGACAUCUUUUCUCUAUAGGCUCAGCUUCCCCUUUAAUAAGGGGAUAACUGCCGAGGAGCCUUAUUUUUCACCUGAAGUGCAAAUUAGUUCUGUAAUUCCAUCAAUAAAUUCUUCACUACUGUUCCCUCUCAGUAGUCGUUAUCUAUAAGCAAAAGGGACCCGGGCUUACUCUCGAACGAUUCUCAGGGAUUUUUACAUCCGUUACCUCCUUGCUGGCAUUUUACGAAUGGUACCAACCUCCGACUGACAGGUGAUUGAGGGGUGGCAUCAUUGGCUCACGCGCGAUGGCCCCGCCGGGCCAGCCAUCAGCUCUCUAAAAGAGCCCGACAGGGGUCGACGCUGUGCUGCACCAGGAAGGUAGGGAUGUGAACACACGGCAACUGCCAAUUCCGAUGGAACCAACAGCUGCACGUGUCAACCACAGCACUGCAAAGUGGGACAUUGGAGUUUGCUGAAAAGUGGCUGACCACCACGUCUGAGGCAUACCCAGUCAGCAUUUGGCCCACUCUAAUGAAAUGUAGCCUUGUAGUGCCUGCGGUGGUAAUACUCAUCGGCCUCCGACUAAUCAAUAUCCACAGCCUUAGAAUUUAUAAGUUACACUAUGCUGUGAACGCAGUCGGUGAGAGACAUCUAUGGUCUACACUGCUGCUUCAGUACGGGGUUCAAACUUUCUACCGUCGAAAGACUACGCCGAGCGUUGUGGGCCCACCGCCGUCUGCACCGCCACCAGCUGCCUACAGUGUACGGCCAUAGCUCAGAUAAUGAUUCCCUGAUGAUAUUAAUAAGCAUUGUAAAAAAAUUCAGAAGACGAUGCAUACGCAGCCCCUCGGGAAAGGUGAUGUGAAUGCUCCGACCUUCCGUCCCUACAUACACUCUUUACCUUUCUCUUGAAAGUCUAGAGCACGAGAAAUGUGCAGAUGAGAACGGAAACCUGAUUUCCAGGAAGAACUUAACUCCACACUCUCAAAUCUCUGGCAUACAUAAAUUAAAGGUAUGAGACGAAUUUUCAACCAGAUCAAAGAUAUGAGGUAAACGACUGAGCUUUUCGUCGGUAUUAGAGAUUUCUCAGUGCUGUUGUAGGGAGGCGACUGGACGAAGAUAGGUUAUUCUGCACAAGUCCUGAUGGGGGUUUUCAAGGAUAGAUCUGUCGCAAAGACGAUUCGGAUUCUUAAAACACACGAGCCGUGAGGACGUCAAGUAGAUAGAAAUCCCGAAAAAAGUAAAAUACUCCGAGGUCGAAAAUUUCAAAGCAAAAAGUCUAGUGACGUUGGGGGAUGUCACAUACGACGAUGAAAUCUGUGCCACAUGUUUCCGACUAAUCCAUAAAUGUUCGAAAAUGGAGGGAGAGUUAAAAGGUCUGAAAAUGGAGGUAGAAAAGUUAAGGAAGCUUACCCACCGCUUAGGUGAAGAGAAAAAGCCGACGAAUUUGGCAAUCCAGAAUACGAAAAAGCGUACGCAACCACGCUGAAGCUGGCCACGGUUCGUCCAAGGGACUAGAAACAGUUGGAUGCCAGUCUCUUAGGCGAAAAAAGAUCAGCCAUAGCGAACUCAGAGAACAAAGAAACAUUCCAAGAAAAUAACAUGCACCUCUGUACGGUCCAAAAAACGAAGGCCGCUUACAUACACGCAGACCAGCAGAGGAUGACGGCCAGGAGGCCUACGAAGGACCGCCGGAGGCUCCCAACUAUGUUGAACAAUAAAGGCAUCAGAAAACCUUGUGUGCCGAAACCCAGCCAGAAAAAUCCAAGACGAGGCUUCGAAAGAAACCGAGAUUAGCUUUUUCGACGAACCACACGGAAACACAGAAGAAAGUGUUGUCAACACGAAGAUGAAUGAAUCCUACAAGUAUUUGAGUUUCGUUAGUCCAAUAGCUAGUUCAUCCGGAGCCAGCGAAAAGAUGUGCGACAACAACGGGCGCUAGAUUAAGCCACAAUCAAAAGGUAGUUAUGAAUAGAGUACCCGUGUAGCUGACAGACAUAAACGGCUGCUUAAAUAGACAAGGGAGCAAGGGUGUCUGGACACUAUCUGUUUACUUUCUCUCACUUUUUUCCACCCGAGGUGCGUGAAGAAGACGACUCUCCCUCCCCGGUGGCAGCUACCAACUCCACCUUCCCCGGAUAACUGUGAAGUUAACGUUUUGUUGGAUUAAUCGAUCCCCUUUUUCGACGCCUCGUUCUACGUUCCAUUCCCCCAUCCUAAAAUAAACCUUGGUGUAUUACGCGUCUUAUCGUGUGCCUGAAGGUUGCUAUUCGAUGAUGAAUGCUUGCAAAGACGACCAUAACGAUUCACAGACCGGACACAGUGCUCCAGUCCCCAACGUUCCGUCUCAGGCAACCCAUAAGGACGCGAGUGAGCUCUCGGCCACCGAACCCUUUUCGAGGUCGGACGUUACAAUGGUGGCAACGAACGAGCCGAGCCCGCAACCUAAAAACAGUACAACAAACCCUAUUCCGUUUUCUUUUAAGCUCUACGAAGGGAGUAAGGAUUUUUCGUGCUGGCUUCGCCGCCUUAACUUCCACCUAGACGAUGUUUCACAAAACAAACGCAGCCGUACGGUACUUCAACAUCUAGCAGACGACCAGAUGAACAAGGCACUGGAUGCCGGCCUCAUCCGCCACACCCCUUUCCAGGUGCUGUGCGACCAAUUGCAGAGGCUAUUCCAACCCCCAUUGUCCAUAGAGGAAGCCAUUGACCAGUUACUAAAACGUUCCUUAAGGAGCCACGAAACCCCUCGGCAGUUCGUCGACGCCUUGCUUCGGCUCGCACGCGACGCCUACCCCUCACUGUCAGCGGCUGAUAGAGACCAAGUGGUUCUUUACCACUUCAAACGCGGCCUCGGGUCCCAAGAGGCAGCGUAUUCCCUGAGGAUUCAGCCACCGGGGGAUCUCAACGAAGCCAUCCAGCGAGCAUCCCGCAUGCUAACGACCGACGCUCCAACAGGUGACAAUCACUCUCGGGCUGAAUUGUGGAAAACCACACCAGACCGCAGACAACAAAACAACACCUCCUGGCCCAGACCACACUACCAGCCUUCACAGCGAUUUAACCGCGGCAACCGACCUACAACAUUCCACACGCCCUAUCGACCCCCACCGCUCAACGCUGAGCCAAGACAAUUCCGGGGAGAUAGAGACAGCGCUGCGGCGGCGAUUACACGUCACAUAGUUUACCGUUUUACACGACGAUUUACCUAG